CUUGUUGGCUUUUUGCAAGUAAAAAAAAAUGAACAAAAGCCUUAAAAUACAAGAAAAAUAAAGGCAGAUAUAUAAAAAUGGUCGUUACUCGUUACAGAGAAGUGUAACAAAAAUGAAGAACACUGUCAACAACAUCAACAACGACCCAGCUGAUGAUAAUGAUACUAACAAAGACCCUGUUGCUACUCUCGAUUCACGCUUCAACCAAACCCUCAAAAGUGUUCAAGGGCUACUUAAAGGACGUAGUUUUCCUGGUAAAGUGUUGCUGAGUCGUCGAACUGAACCUUUUGACACCUCUAGCAUACAUGGCUCUCCCCGGGGAUGCGGAAGGAGUUACUCUCAAAAUGAUGCUGGACCAAGUGAACAGGAGGAUAAUUUUGUUGAGGAACAAUCUCCAAGUGUUGAUAGUAAUGAGUCUAAUGACUCUGCUGUCAGUAAGUCAAAACCUUCACCUUCUCCCGUCAGUUCAUCCAAAGAGUCCCAGAAGACUUUGUUAAGUGCAAGAGCUACAGAUACUGCAAGGGUUAUGAAGUUUAAAAAGGAGCUUUCAGCACCAACAGUUACUUUAGAUAAAUUACGGGCACUAGCUUGGAAUGGCGUGCCAUCUUACAUGCGGCCUGUUGUCUGGAGACUUCUUUUGGGAUAUGCACCACCUAAUUCAGAUAGAAGGGAAGGAGUUUUGAGAAGGAAACGUCUCGAGUAUCUUGAUUGUGUGGCACAGUAUUAUGAUAUUCCAGAUAGCGAACGUUCAGAUGAUGAAAUCAACAUGCUUCGCCAGAUUCAAGUUGACUGUCCCAGAACGGUACCUGAUGUAACUUUCUUUCAGCAACCUUCUGUCCAGAAGUCUUUGGAGCGGAUACUCUACACUUGGGCCAUCCGUCAUCCUGCUAGUGGAUAUGUUCAAGGAAUAAAUGAUCUUGUGACACCAUUUCUGGUUGUAUUCUUGUCUGAACACUUAGAAGGAAGCAUUGACACUUGGUCAUCUUUGGACCUAUCCAAAGAUAAAAUUGCUGAUGUUGAGGCUGACUGCUAUUGGUGCCUCUCAAAAUUGCUUGAUGGUAUGCAAGAUCAUUACACAUUUGCCCAACCAGGAAUCCAGAGACUUGUUUUUAAACUAAGAGAACUUGUUCGGAGGAUUGAUGAACCUGUUUCAAAACAUAUGGAAGAGCAUGGUCUUGAGUUCCUCCAGUUUGCGUUUCGGUGGUUCAAUUGUCUUCUAAUACGUGAGAUUCCAUUUCCCCUCGUCAAUCGCCUUUGGGAUACAUAUCUUGCAGAAGGUGAUGCACUCCCCGAUUUUCUUGUGUACAUAGCAGCCAGUUUUCUUUUAACUUGGUCCGAUAAGAUCCACAAGCUUGAUUUCCAGGAGAUGGUGAUGUUCCUUCAGCACCUCCCAACUCUCAAUUGGCAAGAUCAAGAAUUGGAGAUGGUGCUUUCAAGAGCGUACAUGUGGCAUACCAUGUUCAACAGUUCUCCGAGUCAUUUAGCUAGCUAGUCAAUGCGGCAAAAUAUAUAUAUUUUGACAUGUUUAGUCCUGUUUGUUCCCUAUUGUGUUCAUCUAGUGGUAAAGAUCGGUUCAUACUGUUGAUAAUUUGGCCUUGUACCAUUUGUGUUAGAUUACAUUGUUCUUCAUGAUGUGUAAUCAAUGGCAUGUUUCAUCUAAUCAAAGUACCUUACUUUUUCAAUACUAGUGAUUGUAAUUCGAUUUCAAUUCAAUUUCAAUUCAAUAGAUGAGGGAAAUACAGAGGAGACUCGGAGAGUAUAUGAUUCUAUUCUGCAAAA
This is a messenger RNA of Chenopodium quinoa (quinoa), 1779 nucleotides long. RefSeq names its product TBC1 domain family member 22B-like. Lineage: Eukaryota; Viridiplantae; Streptophyta; Magnoliopsida; Caryophyllales; Amaranthaceae. The record is from RefSeq and is a predicted model, not a curated record. Gene Ontology annotation, molecular function: GTPase activator activity. The transcript has 10 exons. The coding region runs from base 113 to 1492 and encodes 459 amino acids. Gene Ontology annotation, biological process: activation of GTPase activity.